CUUUUUUAAUUUAUCAUGAUCCAGCUAAAGGAUCCCGAAAUAAUCAAGAAGAUCUGCAUCAAGGACUUUGAUCACUUUCCGAACCAUCAGCUCUUUUUAGAGAGCAACGAGCGUCUCCUCAACGACAUGCUGAGCGUGAUGAGAGAUCAGCGGUGGAAGCACAUGAGAAACACCCUGACGCCGGUCUUUACGGCAGCCAAGAUGCGCAGCAUGUUCGCCCUGAUGAACGACAGUUUUGGGAAGUGUCUCGAACACUUGUCCCGACUAUCGGAUGGUUCUAAAUCUGGAGAGGGCCUCGAGGUGGACAUGAAAGUGCUUUGCAACAAGCUAUCGAAUGAUCUGAUAGCCACCACCGCCUUCGGGCUGAAGGUGAACUCUUUUGAGAGCCCUGAUAAUGAGUUCUACCAAAUCGGUCAGUCUCUCACUUUCUCCAGAGGAUCGCAGCUGUUCAAGUUCCUGCUCGCCACCCUCAUUCCGAAGGUGUUCCUUAAACAGCAACAAUCAGAGAGCAUGAGAGCUUUGAUGAAUAAUACUUGUGGAGAACAGAACACGUACGGGUAUACUAGUUACGAGUAAACAUACAUAUAUGUAUAUUUCGGCGGG
Molecule: messenger RNA, 603 nt
Organism: Drosophila miranda
Lineage: Eukaryota; Metazoa; Arthropoda; Insecta; Diptera; Drosophilidae
Product: cytochrome P450 9b2-like
Exons: 2
Coding region: 16-576 (186 amino acids)
Molecular function (GO): monooxygenase activity; oxidoreductase activity, acting on paired donors, with incorporation or reduction of molecular oxygen; iron ion binding
Source: RefSeq, a predicted model, not a curated record